AUGAAAUUCCCCAAAUACAAUGAAAACCCAAUAUUGAACCAUUCAAACAUUACUAGAUUUCGAAAAUCGGGUCUUAUCUUAGUUGUGUGGGUUUCACAUUACCUGGGUAGGAUCCUGAGUUCGAUUCUCGAUCACUUUGCCUUACCCUUCGACUCAGCCUACCAUCAAUCCCCAAUUAGGAACCGCUAUUAUUCUCCAACUCUUAAUCUAAUUAGUGAACUCCUUAUCAUAAGUAUUAAGAAAAAUACUUCCAGAAAGAGGGAAAAGGAAAAGAGGAGGAAGAGGGAUGAGUCAUCUGAUGAUGAGGAACGUCAGAAACAAAAGAGUCGGAAGGAGAGGAGGAGGAGGAGGAAGGAUGAGUCAUCUGAUGAUGAGGAACAUCAGAAAAGAAAGAGUCGGAAGGAGAAGAAGAGGAGAAGGAGGAGGAGCAACUAUCGACAUGCAGAUGAUUCAGAUGAAUCCCCAAGGCGGCAUAAGAGAAAGAGCAGGAGGGCCAGAUCACCUUCUGAUACUGAUGUCAGUGACUCUGAUGAUUCCAGAGUUUUUUUUUAUAAAUUCAUCCUUCAGGUCAUAGCUGUCUGGCUUCUAUGA
This is a messenger RNA of Amaranthus tricolor (Joseph's coat), 591 nucleotides long. Its product is annotated as CAX-interacting protein 4-like. The coding region runs from base 1 to 591 and encodes 196 amino acids. NCBI's taxonomy places the organism in Eukaryota, Viridiplantae, Streptophyta, Magnoliopsida, Caryophyllales, Amaranthaceae. The record is from RefSeq and is a predicted model, not a curated record. The transcript has 3 exons.